Messenger RNA from Panicum virgatum (switchgrass), 1493 nucleotides. RefSeq lists its product as uncharacterized. NCBI's taxonomy places the organism in Eukaryota, Viridiplantae, Streptophyta, Magnoliopsida, Poales, Poaceae. The record is from RefSeq and is a predicted model, not a curated record. The transcript has 2 exons. The coding region runs from base 31 to 633 and encodes 200 amino acids.
UUCCAAACAUUGAGCAGAGCUUCACAUGAAAUGGCAGAGCCUUGCAAUUUACCAUCGCAUAGGUUAUUCUUGUGUCAGGACGAUAGCUGCAAUGAACAAGGUGGUGAUCCCUCUGAGUCUGCUUCCUUCUCAGGUGCAUCCAGCGGGUCCUUGUACUCAUCAGCUUCAAAUCUGUCUGAUGAUGCAGCAUCAUGCCCAUCUGGUCAUCCCCAUGACUAUGAGCCAUCCUCAGCAUCUUCGAGCACUUUGCAGCUGGAUGACGAGGGUCCAGUAUAUGAUUUGUCCUCGCUGCUAGCCCAGCUUCCAGUCAGGAAAGGGCUGUCCAAGUACUACCAAGGAAAGUCCCAAUCAUUCACAUCAAUAUCUGAUGCUACAUGUGUUCAAGACCUUGCAAAGAAAAUCUCAUACAGUAAGAGGAUGAAGGCAUGUAAAAGUUAUUCAGCAGGAUUAGACAUGAAGCAACGGUCAAACAACUUACCAAGGCCAUGCAACAAGGUGAUAGCAAAGAGGGCCUCAAAUGGUUCAGCUGCGAGAGUAAUGUCAAGAACUAGCAACAACAGACACUCAUAUAGUGGCAGCAAACCAUCUACACACCAGAACAAGAGAGAUGCACAAAUACAUAUUGGUCUGUAAAUAAGAAAAACCUGGAAUAAAUAAGAACUAGGGUGCCAACUGCCAAGUCUCCACUUCCCAUUGUGCUUUACACAUGAAAACUCAAACUAUAUAUCCUUCUAGGAUCAAGAUAUUUUCUUUUAUCCCCCGUUUCUUGAUCCAUGUGAAGGUCAAACCUUUUGAUGGAUAGAAUGAGAAAGGGUGAAUCAUAAUCAACAAGACUUAAGAUGGCAGAAAAUACAGUUAUCUUUAUCACAAUGCCUCCAUUGAAUUCCUACUCAUCAAUCUACACUCCAGUAUUUUUUUUUCAUAAUAAAUAAAUAUCCACCACGUGGAGGAGCCAUUUACACAUUUAACUGAGUAACAUUUAACAAUGGUACAGAAAACACAAAUCUACAAAAUUCUAAGGAGAGUCAAAAUUGUCAUGAACUGAUGAAUAUGACUUUGCUCACAUGGCUGUGGCUCAUUCCAUUCUCUUUUUCAUGCAUCUCAACAAAGGAUCUGUUCAGAUUUCAGAAGACAACCGUGGAGUAUGUUAUCUAAACUUAAACAAAAGCAAGUUCACACUGAAGUUGCACACUUUACAUUAAAAACUCGCAUUACCUGAAUGAAAUAUUUAGGUUGCCAUUCAGCGCCCCCUCCUAAUAUAAAAACUUCCAAAGUGGUAAUUAUGUAUCUUUGGUGCAUGACAUGCAUACGGUUGCUUCUUUAACAUCUAAUGCUCCGAAUCGCCAUGUUUUUUCUUAAGAAAGUUCCAGUAAUGUUUUCAGUUGAAUCACAUAUUGCUCAGCCAUCUUGUAUAGUCUCCAACUAUGUCAAGAUCACACUGGAGACAUGUAUUCAUAUGAAAACUGUAAUGUUAGCACUUAGCAUUUUUUAAA